AUGUACUCUUUGGUUCCACAGAUUCAACUUAAACAUGAACGGAGCCCAAUCCACGUCCAGUCAUCUCUUGAUGUAAGCUAUGGAAAGCAGUGGAACCAGAGCAGCAACAAACACAGGGUCCUCUUCAAUCAGUCCCUCAGAAACCAGUCUGAACCCGGCCUCACCAGUUAUGCUGUGGAGCUCAGCCUGCGACUUCUAGACCGAGGACUGAAUUACAGAACUCAGCUUCUGCACUCUUAUUUCAAGAAACACAAAUCUGAGAGCAGCACCCACCUGAAAAUCAACUACAACAAUCAGAUACCUCUGGUAGCUGGCGUCCAUUGGAAGGACGUGUCAACAAAGACCUCCCUUCAAAAGUGGGAAGGGUCAUUUAACAUGGAUACUCCCUGGCUCUAUGUGUACAUAGCUCAAAAACUAACUCAGCCCCAGCGUGGCAUCACGCAUUUCAGCUCUGAGGUCACCACACGGAAACUGGUGAACAUGCGAAGUGUUAAGCUAGAGGGUUUCUACAAGCAUAGGGGCAAAGAACGACAAGGCCAGCUGCACCUUUUCACACCGACUGCCAGUUAUAUUAAGGUUGGUGGAUGGAACAUGCUGGGCAAGCGUGGAGUUAAAGCUUCAUGCUCCAUCAGCACAGCCUGGACACCAGCUUUGCACGGGCAAAUAUCUGUAGUCAAUGGCAAGCAAGUGAAAACUCUGGAAAUAAGUGCAGGCUGUGGCAAGCAAGACCUCAAUAUUUCUGCGGUUCUCAGUACUCUGGAUAAGAAGCUAAAGAAGAGGCUUUUGAUGAUGGCAAUGACCCUGUCGGAUCUAAAAAACUCUUAUGCGGAGCUACAGAUGGAGGGUGCCAUAGAAGAGAUACGGAAGGAAAAGAAAAUGUAUCAGAAAAGAUGGAAGCUAAACUUCAGACAACCAUUCACGUUUCUCCCUCAAAGUCUCAUCCUCCAGGAGACAUUCACAAGUCAUCUACAUCAGAAGGUUUAUACUUUAGAGUCAAAGGUUCUUGUCCAUGGAAACAAAAAGGUCAUUCAUGUCCUUACUCUGGGUUUCCAGCCACAGCAGCCAUACUUUCCUACGUGUCCCGUGUGCCUUCAGAUCUAG
Messenger RNA from Sinocyclocheilus grahami, 1101 nucleotides. RefSeq lists its product as uncharacterized. The record is from RefSeq and is a predicted model, not a curated record. The coding region runs from base 1 to 1101 and encodes 366 amino acids. NCBI's taxonomy places the organism in Eukaryota, Metazoa, Chordata, Actinopteri, Cypriniformes, Cyprinidae. The transcript is spliced from 8 exons.